Messenger RNA from Micropterus salmoides (largemouth bass), 4902 nucleotides. RefSeq names its product protein HIRA. Lineage: Eukaryota; Metazoa; Chordata; Actinopteri; Centrarchiformes; Centrarchidae. Gene Ontology annotation, biological process: DNA-templated transcription; regulation of DNA-templated transcription; chromatin remodeling. Gene Ontology annotation, molecular function: protein binding; nucleosome binding. Gene Ontology annotation, cellular component: nucleus; HIR complex. The record is from RefSeq and is a predicted model, not a curated record.
AUGAAGCUGCUGAAGCCGAGCUGGGUGAGCCACAACGGCAAACCUAUAUUUUCUGUUGACAUCCACCCUGAUGGGACAAAAUUUGCAACUGGUGGGCAAGGAGAGGAUUCUGGCAAGGUGAUGAUCUGGAACAUGGCGCCAGUCCUCAGAGAGGAAGACGAGAAGAAUGAAAAUAUUCCCAAAAUGCUUUGCCAGAUGGACAAUCACCUAGCGUGUGUGAACUGUGUGCGCUGGUCCAACAACGGGCUGUACCUGGCAUCAGGAGGGGACGACAAGCUGGUCAUGGUGUGGAAGAGAGCUGCAUUCAUUGGUCCGAGCACAGUGUUCGGGUCGAGCAGUAAGCUGGCCAACGUUGAGCAGUGGAGGUGUGUCACCAUCCUGAGGAACCACACUGGAGAUGUGAUGGACGUGGCGUGGUCUCCUCAUGACGUGUGGCUGGCCUCCUGCAGCGUGGACAAUACCAUUGUCAUCUGGAACGCUCGCAAAUUUCCAGAGAUGGUGACAUGUCUGCGAGGACACACUGGGUUAGUUAAAGGUCUGACGUGGGAUCCAGUGGGGAAAUACAUCGCCUCCCAGGCCGACGACCACAGCCUCAAAGUGUGGAGGACGGUGGACUGGCAGAUGGACGCCAACAUCACUAAACCCUUCAGCGAGUGCGGCGGGACAACCCACGUCCUGCGUCUGUCGUGGUCUCCAGACGGUCAGUACCUGGUGUCGGCCCACGCCAUGAACAACUCCGGUCCCACCGCUCAGAUCGUGGAGAGAGAUGGCUGGAAGACUAAUAUGGACUUCGUGGGCCACCGUAAAGCUGUCACUGUGGUGAAAUUCAACCCAAAGAUCUUUAAGAAGAAGCAGAAGAACGGCAGCUCUCCAAAACCCGGCUGUCCGUACUGCUGCUGUGCUGUCGGCAGCAAAGACCGUUCGCUCUCCGUCUGGCUGACCUCUCUAAAGCGCCCCCUUGUGGUCAUCCAUGAUCUGUUCGAUAAAUCGAUUAUGGACAUUUCCUGGACUCUGACAGGUCUGGGGAUGUUGGUGUGUUCGAUGGAUGGCACUGUGGCCUACCUGGACUUUUCACUGGAUGAACUGGGGGACCCGCUGAACGAGGAGGAGAAGAACAGCAUCCACCAGAACAUCUACGGUAAGAGUCUGGCUAUAACCAGCACUGAGGCUCAGCUUUCCACCACCAUCAUCGAGAACCCUGAGAUGCUCAAAUACCAGCAGGAGAGACAGAACUCGGCCCAGGCCAACUCAGGACCGGGCAGCGUCGGGCCAGAAUCCUCAGCUCCCAAACUCAACAGUAUGAUGAACGGAGAGUCUCUGGAGGACAUCAGGAAGAACCUUCUGAAGAAGCAGGUGGAGACAAGAACUGCAGACGGCAGAAGACGAAUCACACCGCUCUGUAUCGCUCAGCUGGACACAGGGGAUUUCUCGCCGGCUCUGUUCAACAGCGCUCCCAUCCUGCCCUCAGGCUCCUCCAUGUCCAACCAGCUCACCCCUCAGCUCAGCUCAGACUCCAGCCCAGGACAAGCCUCUUCUCUGGGGCUUAAGCCCAGCCACGACCUUAUGCUCACCUCGCCUCCAGCCAGCAGUGCCGGCAAGGGCCUGGAGGACAACAAGGAUGGUGUGAAGUCGUGUCUGCUGCUCACUUCUGCCUCCAAGAUCGAGCCAAUGAAAGCUCUGGACUCCAGGUUCACAGAGAGGUCAAAGGCCACACCGGGGGUAACAGUCGUCCUCUCCUCCACCGCUGGAAUCAUGCCUCUCGACAGCAGGCCCAAAGAAGGCAUCUCCGCCCUGAAAGAUGUAAAAACAAAAGAAGAGACCAGCAGCGACAGCGAGGACAAGAUGGCCGCCAUCAACAAAAACCUGUCGUUCAGCAAGAGGAAACCCGAGCUGCUGAUGGAUGGAGGAGAGGUGGUGGAGAAGAGGAAGAAGGGACGGCCGAGGAAAGACAAGAUUGUCACUCCCAUCACCCAACCCUUCACUCAGAUAACCCCUCCAGCAGAGCGGGAGCCCAGUAGGGUGGCAGCUCCUUCAGUUCCUGUAGCUGCUCUCAAACUACCAACACCAAAUAUAAAGAAGGCCUUCAGUCUGCAGGUGAGCAUGGACCCGUCAAUGUUCCUGGAGGUGGAGAACGAGGUGUCUGUUGUAGCGGGUUCGAAGCUCAGCCAGCUGCGAUGCUCCAGAGACGGACGAGACUGGAACACACUGCUGCCCAGCUCAGUGCUCACUGCUGCAGGGAGCAGCGACGUCCUCGCCGUCGCCUGUCAGGACAGGAUGUUGUCAGUGUUCUCUUGCUGUGGGCGGCGGCUUCUUCCGGCCAUUCAGUUGGCCACGCCUGUGUCGGCUCUGCACUGCUCUGCACACUUUGUCAUGGUUCUGACUGCUGGAGCGACGCUGUCGGUCUGGGAUGUUCAGAAACAGAAGGCUCUGGUGAAGAACGAGUCUCUGCUGACCAUUUUAUCUGGUGCUGACACCACAGUGUCUCAGUCUCUGCUGACUCAGCAGGGAGUUCCAGUCAUUGGACUCUCCAAUGGGAAGUCCUACUGCUUCAGCUCCUCACUGGAGACAUGGACUCUGAUAGCAGAUAAAGGAGACUCUCUGGUCCAGUGUGCUGACUUCAGAAGCUGCCUACCUACCCAAGAUGCACCUGUGUCCUCAGGGCCGCUGGCUGUCAUGCAGGGACGCAACCUGAAUGCUGGUCGGCUGGCGUCCCGCCUGUCCUCCACCCCUCACCACCUGCAGCAGAGCAUGACCUUGGCCUUCCUGGAGAAUCAGCUGGCAUCUGCUCUGACUCUGCAGUCGGCACAGGAGUAUCGCUACUGGCUGCUCAUCUACGCCCGAUUCCUUGUCAAUGAAGGCUCAGAGUAUCGACUCAGAGAACUCUGUAAGGAGCUGCUGGGCCCCGUCCACAAAUCAGCGAGUACAGCCUGGGAGCCCAACACUCUGGGUCUACGUAAGCGGGAGCUACUGCAGGAGGUUUUACCCGUCAUCGGUGAAAACCUGCGGUUCCAGAGACUGUUCACUGAAUACCAGGACCAGCUGGAGCUGCUGCGUAACAAAUAACACACGGCUAUAGACGUACACGGAGACACACAGACUGACACAAACACAUGGACUCAUCAUGAAACCUGUUUGGCUUGUCCCGGUUCUGGUAAACGCUGACUGGGAAGCUUGAUAUGCAGUUCUGGCUGAAAACCCCACCCUGGUGUUUUGUGAUAACAGCCUUUAAUAACAGCCGGUCUGCAGCUUUUCAAGCUCGGGGACUUUUCAGUGCUGUCGCCCACUGGGAAUGAGUGGGUGCUCAGUUUUUUUUCUAAUCACAAUCUUAGUUUGAACAGUUGUCUUUUCUUUUUCUCCUCUGCUAAAUGUGUUUUUGACCUAUGCACCUCUGUCCUGUACUCCUAAUCAUGGACUUAAAAAGAUUAACUUAAGAGAGACAGUGAUAGAAAGGUCGCAGGUUUGAUUCCUGCCCCAUGCGGCUUCAGCAGCAGUGUGUCCCAUUGAGUCUUUUCCUCCUCAGAGAGAAACAGGCAGGGGUGAGAUGCUCGUAAAAGAAAAAUAUGAAUCCGAAUGGGUGUAAAUGAGCAAUAUGCUUGUACCAAAGUGUUGCCUUCAAGUGUAGAAAUAACCACAAACCUGUGUCUGCAAGGUGAGAGGAAUCAUGGAACUCCAGAGAGGUUCAACCAGGUUAUAAAGGCUGAAUCUGAGUGCACUGGCUGUCUUCAAAAGCAGCAGUGCCAAUACCAAAAUGUGAAGUCACAGCGACAAAGAUUAUUAAAAUAUAGACCACUGCUGGAAAUUAGGAUGAACCUCUGGGAAAUGGAGACAAAAGGGAUUUCAGAUAUUUAAGUCAACUUGGAGGUAAUUCUAACCUGCUAAAGCAUUCACAUGCAAUUCAAAGAGCUUUUAAAGCAGUUCAGAUAUUAUGAGAAGCACAGCAGCCGAAUUUAUAUUGUGACUGAAUUUAAACAAACAAACAAACGACUCAGCCAACAUGCACACAAAGCCAAAUAAAUAAUUAAUAAGUAAGAAAACGAAAUGGCACUUAAGUCGGAUUAUCAGGUUAUCGCAACGCAGGAGCACCUUGUGCACUAGUGUGGGUGAGUCACAUCUUGAUCUGCAACUAUUUUAGACAUCACUACAAGCUGUCGAUACCUGACGCCAUUUCUACUGAUGUUUUUGUUACCAAUUAAGAUUCAAAACGAAUCCAUUUUUUUACCUGAUCUUCAUCAGCACCUCUAACAUCUAGACCAUCAAAUAUUUUGAAGCUGUUUUGUCAACCAAGGACUUAAAAUAAUGUGUGUACUUAAAAAGUCACGUUUGUAUUGUGAAUUAAUUUAGAAGCCAACUCCGUUUUCAGGCAGGUCUUAACCUUCAUCAUGACAUCACAGAUUAUAUCCUAUUUACUCUAUAUCCUAUUGUCUCCUGUCUCUCUGCAGGUGUUCAAGAAAACACUCAGAAAGGCAGAAAAGCAGAAUUAUUUUCUUCUAAAUACUCUGAUAUGAGACUCUGAGACCUUUUCGACCUCUUUUACUGUAAACUUGUGCCCCAGUCACAUCCAAACACGUGUAUUGUAAAUAUCCGUAGCAGCCGUGCUGGGCUUCUGUAUAUCCUACUGGUCUUCAAGGUAAUAUUAUGUGCAUCAAACAGGCCUCUGAGGUGAUCAAAGACAAAAUUCUCUCUUAUUUGUUAUAGUUUGACAAACCAUCAACUCUGCUCACAGCAGCUUUUUUUUACGCAUUAAAUCUGACAAAAAUGUUUUGUGGUUUGUUAAACGUGCGAUUGUAGGAUCGUCUUAUUCUUGAAAUUAUGUGAACAUUUCAUCAGACCAGGCUGUGAUCAGAGGACCAGUGGAGAAAUGAUAUAUAUAUAUAUAUAUAAAUAUAUAAAAUAUAUAUAUAU